GUUCCUAAAAAAUUGAUAAAAUAAUUCUUUCACUUAUUGAAAAUAAUAUUAAUUUUUACAAAGAGAUCAAAAUCAGUGUGUUUUUAUCUUUCAUACCGAUAAAAAGACCGUUUUUCAAAACAGUUUCAACAGUUUUUCAUUCACAUUCAUACUAAAAAUGACACUUUUAUUAUUUCUUAUUUUUGGUUUAUUAUUAAUUUCAUCUAAUGCAAGAGAUCUAGAAAAAAAAUCAUUAAAUCCCCGGAUCAUCAAUGGAAGAAAAGCAUUACCUGGCGAACUGCCAUACCAAGUAUCACUCCAAACUACAAGCAACUUUCCCUUUUGCGGUGGAUCCAUAUUAAACGAAAACUAUGUAUUAACAGCUGCACAUUGUGUUGUAGGCCAUAAUUCAAUUACAAUGAAAGUAGUUGCUGGAACAAUAGAUCUUUUGCAACCAAAAUCAACUUAUUUGGUUGAUAAAAUAAUAAGUCACAUUGAAUAUGAUCCAUCACGUUCUUGGAAAAAUGAUAUUGCUCUUAUUAAAGUAAAAACACCAUUUAUAAUGAGCAAUGAAAUUCAAAAGAUUGCUCUUCCAAAAUUGGAUACGAUUGUUAGAGAAAAUGAAAAAGCUCUUGUUUCCGGAUGGGGACGCAUUUGGUUAGGAGGUCCUUCUUCCAACAAUUUGCAAUUAGUUAACAUUUCAAUUGCCAGUCAAACAGUAUGUAACAAUAUUUAUCAACCUUUGGGUUUUGAUAUUUACAAUACACAAAUUUGUGCAUAUGAUACACAACUAAAGAAAGGAGCUUGCCACGGUGAUUCUGGUGGUCCAUUAACAGUUAAUGGAUCAUUACAAGUGGGAAUUGUUUCGUGGUCAAAAGGUUGUGCUCAAAUCGACUAUCCUUCGGUUUAUACAAGAGUAUCUAAAUUUUUAAAUUGGAUCGAAAAAAAUGCCAUCUAAUUUUGUUCAAACAUUUUUUUACUUAUAAACAAUAAUUAUUGUAUAAAUUUAAUAAAUUAUUUCUUUUGUGAAUUGAAUAAAAAAAGAAAGAAAGGAAUAAACAUAUUUUUAUUUCA
Leptopilina boulardi is the source of this 1053-nucleotide messenger RNA. RefSeq names its product chymotrypsin-2-like. The transcript has 7 exons. NCBI's taxonomy places the organism in Eukaryota, Metazoa, Arthropoda, Insecta, Hymenoptera, Figitidae. Gene Ontology annotation, molecular function: serine-type endopeptidase activity. The record is from RefSeq and is a predicted model, not a curated record. Gene Ontology annotation, biological process: proteolysis. The coding region runs from base 158 to 937 and encodes 259 amino acids.